Molecule: messenger RNA, 1062 nt
Organism: Naumovozyma dairenensis CBS 421
Lineage: Eukaryota; Fungi; Ascomycota; Saccharomycetes; Saccharomycetales; Saccharomycetaceae
Gene: TRR2
Product: thioredoxin-disulfide reductase TRR2
Exons: 1
Coding region: 1-1062 (353 amino acids)
Biological process (GO): removal of superoxide radicals
Cellular component (GO): cytoplasm
Molecular function (GO): thioredoxin-disulfide reductase (NADPH) activity
Source: RefSeq, a predicted model, not a curated record
AUGAAUAUCAUCAUCAAACAAAAAAACAAGUUAUUAAACUUACAAACAACAAAACUCAAAUUACUCCCCACAUUUUUCAAUACUCCAACAAUAACAACAAGAAUGGUUCACAACAAAGUUACUAUCAUUGGUUCAGGUCCAGCUGCCCAUACCGCUGCUAUCUACUUAGCUAGAGCUGAAAUAAAGCCUAUUUUAUACGAAGGUAUGAUGGCUAACGGUAUCGCUGCCGGUGGUCAACUAACCACUACUACUGAAAUUGAAAAUUUCCCAGGUUUCCCAGAAGGUUUAACAGGUUCAGAAUUAAUGGACAGAAUGAGAGAACAAUCUGUGAAAUUCGGUACAACCAUCAUUACUGAAACGGUCGCUAAAGUUGAUUUAUCUUCUAGACCUUUCAAACUUUGGACUGAAUUCAACGAAGAUCAAGAACCAAUUACCACAGAUGCUAUUAUCUUAGCCACUGGUGCUUCUGCAAAGAGAUUACAUUUACCAGGUGAGGAAACUUACUGGCAGCAAGGUAUAUCAGCAUGUGCUGUUUGUGAUGGUGCUGUUCCAAUCUUUAGAAAUAAACCAUUAGCUGUCAUUGGUGGUGGUGAUUCUGCUUGUGAAGAAGCUCAAUUUUUAACUAAAUAUGGUUCUAAAGUUUAUUUGAUUGUUAGAAAAGAUCAUUUACGUGCAUCCACUAUUAUGCAAAAGCGUGCCAUGACAAACCCAAAGAUUGAAGUCCUAUUCAACACAGUUACUUUGGAAGCUAAAGGUGAUGGUAAAUUCUUGAAUAGUUUGAGAAUUAAGAAUGUUCAAACUAACCAAGAAUCUGAUUUGGAAGCUAAUGGUUUAUUCUACGCUAUUGGUCAUAACCCAGCUACUUCUAUCGUUGCUGGUCAAGUUGAUACCGACGCCGCUGGUUACAUUAAGACUGUUCCAGGUUCUUCUUUGACUUCUGUACCAGGCUUCUUCGCUGCCGGUGAUGUUCAAGAUUCAAGAUAUAGACAAGCUAUUACCUCUGCCGGUUCUGGUUGUAUGGCAGGUUUAGAUGCUGAAAAAUACUUAACUGAACUAGAAUAA